This is a messenger RNA of Xenia sp. Carnegie-2017, 4397 nucleotides long. RefSeq names its product collagen alpha-6(VI) chain-like. The record is from RefSeq and is a predicted model, not a curated record. NCBI's taxonomy places the organism in Eukaryota, Metazoa, Cnidaria, Anthozoa, Malacalcyonacea, Xeniidae. Bases 526 to 4260 code for a protein of 1244 amino acids. The transcript is spliced from 12 exons.
AACUAUUGAAUAUAGUUAUUAAUUGUUGGUGUUGACUGAUGUUAUCUUAUAUAUGGUCAUAACCUCAAAGGUCGACAUCUUCUGUAAAUAUUACAGAGCUUACGAUUUUAAUGUAGUGUUCAUGUUAAGCUACCACUAUCACAUAAGAAAAGCGGACUGCAAAUAUUUGAUUGGUAUACGAGUGAAGUAAUUGUUUAGAAUGCUGUCACAGUUCCACUGGAUAACAGUGGUUAUCAUCAUUGCUACAGUGGGUGUUUAUUUUCCUACAAAAGGUCAAACUACAGUGGAAUGCCCUCAAGACAUUGGAUAUGAUAUUUAUUUUGUUGUUGAUGGUUCACAAAGCAUCACUUCCAGAAACUUUCUUCGUGUCCGAGAAUUCCUUAGCAGUUUUAUCAGCGAACUGGAUAUUGGAAAAAAUGCUAAUCAAGUUGGAUUGAUUCAGUUCAGUGAAGAAUUGUUGACCAGUGAAGAAUACAAUUUAAUGAUAUCCAAGAUAAGUUGAAGAUAGUGCAAACGCUAAAUGAAAUGACAUAUCAUGGUGGUCGAUAUACCUUUACUGGCUCAGCUUUGAAAAUCGUUGUUGAUUCGGUCUUUACUGGAACUGGUGGCGAUCGUCCCGAGGCAGAUAAUCUUGUUGUAAUAUUUACUGAUGGUCAGGCUCAUGAUGCAGCAGAAGCAAAGGAGUACGCUGAAAUACUAAAGAAAAGAGGAGUUAGGAUCUUGGGCAUAGGAGCUGGACCAUACCUCUCAAGAUUUAUCUCAGAAUUGGAACAGAUGGUCUCUGGUCCUGAAGAUCUUUUCACCUUCACUUUUAAAAAUUUAAAAGAAGAAAUAGGCCGAGCAAUUGCUUCAAAUCUUACCGAACAGCUUUGUCUUUUAAAACAAGCAAAAAUAACCACAGAGACCGUAACUACUGAGUCAACCAUUCCUACGACUAAAGCCACAGGCAUUUGUAACUCCAGCUCACCAUACUAUGACAUUUUCAUCAUGAUUGAUGGUUCGACGGCUCGAAAUGUCUCUUUCAACAAAGUGAAACAAUAUCUCGUGAACUUUGUUCAAAAUGCAAACAUUGGUUAUUUGCAAAGCCGACUUGGCAUCUUGCAGUUCAGUCUUCCACAUUUAGCUUCUAUCGUGGCAACAUUUGGUGGAUCACAGGAAAAGAAUAAUUUAUUGAAUUAUAUCGACAAUAUGCAGUACCAGCAAGGUUCGGGACGAUUUACUGGUAAAGCAUUAGAGCUUGUUGAGAGACAGAUAUUUUCAGAAAAUGUAGAAAAUCGCACUGACGUUAAAAAUAUCCUUAUUGUAAUAAGCUAUGGCUCAUCUAACGAUACAAGUCUUGCUCAGCGCAUUGCUGCAAAGUUAAGUAAUCGAGUUCAUAUUUUCAUUAUUGGUGUUGAAUUAUCUUCGGAUGCAAUGAAAGUUGAACAUAGAAGUUUGGCUAGCCAGGUUGAUGAUUUCAUUGAAACAACGUUUGAAGAGCUGCCGAAAGUAUCGUAUGAAUUGUUGAGAAAACUUUGUCACAGCACAACAUUUUUCACAUCACGUGCAAAUACCACAAAAGUGGUUGAAACCGCAGAGAGUACAGCAACAGAAGCUUUAACCACAGAGAGUACAACAACAGAAACUGUAACCACAGAGAGUACAACAACAGAAACUGUAACCACAGACAGUACAACAACAGAAGAUGUAACCACAGACAGUACAACAACAGAAGGUGUAACCACAGACAGUACAACAACAGAAGCUGUAACCACAAAGAGUACAACAACAGAAGCUGUAACCACAGAGAGUACAACAACAGAAGCUGUAACCACACAGAGUACAUCAACAGAAGCUUUAACCACAGAGAGUACAACAACAGAAGGUGUAACCACAGAGAGUACAACAACAGAAGCUGUAACCACACAGAGUACAACAACAGAAGCUGUAACCACAGAGAGUACAACAACAGAAACUGUAACCACAGAGAGUACAACAACAGAAGCUUUAACCACAGAGAGUACAACAACAGAAGGUGUAACCACAGACAGUACAACAACAGAAGCUGUAACCACACAGAGUACAACAACAGAAGCUGUAACCACAGAGAGUACAACAACAGAAACUGUAACCACAGAGAGUACAACAACAGAAGGUGUAACCACAGACAGUACAACAACAGAAGGUGUAACCACAGAGAGUACAACAACAGAAGAUGUAACCACAGACAGUACAACAACAGAAGGUGUAACAACAGAGAGUACAACAACAGAAGCUUUAACCACUGACAGUACAACAACAGAAGCUGCAACCACACAGAGUACAUCAACAGAAGCUUUAACCACAGACAGUACAACAACAGAAAUUGCUAUAGCUGAUAAAAUAACAUCAAAUACAUUAAUUACAAAAGUUCCUCCCACUGGAAUUAUGCAAGUUACAGAUUGCAUGGAGCGUGAUAUAUUUUUGGCCAUCGACGGAACAGCAAAUGUAGGAGAAAAUAAUUUCUUGAAACAAGUGAAUUUUCUCAGAAAAUUUAUCGAAAGCGUAAAGUUAGGAUCUAAUAAAGUACGUGUUGGCGUUCUUGAAAUCAGCAAUAUUGAACAGACUCAUACAUUGUUUGGCUUCAGCUCAUCACAAAAUCUACUCGACAUUCACAACUUAUUAAAGAACGUUCCAUAUUACAAUACACCUGAGCGGCAUGUUGGACAUGCGCUGAAGAUGAUCUAUAAUGAGGUAUUUACAGGUUCAGGUGGUGAUCGUUUUUCUGUUGAAGAUAUUUUGAUAGUGUUAGUGAAUGGUCGCACACAAGAUGCUGGACUUGCAAGUGAAUUUUCUGAAAAACUUAAAAUCCGAGGAGUGAGAAUCAUAGCUGUUGCUUUGGGAAAUGAAACAAGCUCUUUUGAAGAUCAGAUGGAACUUUUAGCUUCUAGUUUUGAGGAUGUACGUCAAUCAAGUUUUAACGAUUUAAAUUCAGUGAUGAAUUACGUGUUGGAAGAUAUUUGUACGUUGGUUGACACUACAGCAGCCCAUAAAACAACCAAUGGCAGGAUAACGCUGACAACUGAUUCACCAACAAAGAAAAAGUCUUGUAACAGCCAGAAGGCAAAUGAUAUUUUAUACAUGGUGGACACUACAGCUAAUGUAACUGAUUUUUGGAUGACAAAGAUGAAAUCCUUUAUUUCAUACUCUAUGAAUCGUUUCAAAAAGAUCAAUCCCUUCACUAUGAUGGGAAUUAUGCAAUUCAAUGGUCAAUCUUCUGUGAAAAUCAUUAAAAAACUUGCUAGAGAUUUAAUUGGAGCAAAUUUAACAUAUCAUUUGGAAAAACUACAGCCGAGUAAAGUAUCAAAAAGACUUACAGGUGAUGCUCUUGUUGAAGCUGGAAAAACGUUUUAUGAAGUAAAUACGAAUUAUCGUCGCAAUGACAUUCAAGAUGUUAUAAUUUUAUUCACCGAUGGACAUGCCAACGACCAUGAAAAAGUUGUUCAAGAGGUCGAUCUACUUAAAGCAAGAAAAAUCAAAAUAAUAGUGAUUUCUUUCGGGGAGUUACGUUCUGUUGUUGAUGCUGAAUGGGACAAGAUUGUAAACGAAACUUAUCUUUUCAUGUCAACACUCGAACCAUUGUCUUUUUCAUCUCUCUUCAAUAGUAUCUGGGAACCAAUUUGUUCGGAGGUGUACUACAGGAAAAACUUUCCACCACCUUCAUUUGAAUGUAAUGAUAAACCACAAGACAUUUACUUUGUUGUUGAUGGUUCAGCCAGCAUUAAAUAUACUAACUUUCGAAGCGUUCGCAAACUUCUCCAAGAUUUAGUUGUUCUUCUCACAAGACAGAACAACAACCUACACAUUGGGAUAAUGCAGUACAGUGAAGUGAGUAAGAACGAGAAGAUUUUGAAGAUGGAAUACCAUACGAGAGAAGAGAUUCUUUACGCAGUUCAAUCAAUCAAAUAUCAUGCAGGCCGUAAAACUUAUACUGGAAACGCUUUAAGCAGAGUCAGCACAGAGGUAUUCAACAAACACGGAGGGGACAGGCCAUUGGUUAAUGAUACUUUAAUUCUGAUGACAGACGGCCAAGCACAUGAUUUAUCGCUGGCUCAUCAGAUGGCAGAUGCCUUGAAGUCACGUCGAAUAAAGAUAUUGGGUGUGGCUGCUGGAAAAUUAGAACAAAUAAAGCACUUUAAAGACGAACUCGAAGAAAUGGUGACGAGCAAAGACGACAUCAUUACUGUAGAUUUUGUUGACUUGGCAACAUAUGCCACCAAAUUACUACGUAUCACAUGUUAAUAAAGAUCUCUCCUUUUCACAUGACAUCACAUUUUUUACAUAACAUCGAAAACUCCUAUUCUUAAAACGAUUUUAGCUUAUUUCCUUAGCGUGAAGUAUUUUUCUUGAAAUUUAACAAUGCGUAAAAAAAUGAUUAA